AAAAACUUUCUUUACCACACAAGGAUUGUCAAAAUGAAAAACAUUAUGUGGACGUCUGAAUCAAUUCUUUAUAAGAUCCAUUGAAGAAAAGAAUCGUCGCAGGAUGAUAACGAAGAUCCCAAUGGCAAAGAUAGGGGAAAGGUUGGGAGAGAACUCUAGAUGGAGUCUUGGAGGCAUGACCGCUCUUGUCACUGGUGGCACUCAAGGCAUCGGGUGUGUGUCAUGAAUAUAUAGGAAAGCUAUAGUGGAGGAACUAGCUAUGUUGGGAGCAAGGGUUCACACAUGUGCAAGGGACGAAACUCAGCUUCAAGAACGUUUAGGUGAAUGGCAAGUAAAAGGGUUUCAGGUCACCACUUCUGUUUGCGACGUUUCUUCUCGUGAUCACCAACGAGAGAAACUCAUGGAAACCGUUUCCUCUCUCUUCCAAGGAAAACUUAACAUCCUCGUCAACAAUGUAGGAACGUUUAUAGUUAAGCCGACCACAGAGUAUACAGCUGAAGAAUUCUCUUUUCUAAUGGCUACAAAUCUGGAGUCAGCUUUUCAUCUCUCACAACUCGCGCAUCCUUUGUUAAAAGCUUCUGGCUCAGGGAGCAUCGUGCUCAUGUCUUCUGUUUCUGGAGUUGUGCAUGUCAGUCUUGGAUCCAUAUAUGGAGCAACCAAAGGAGCAAUGAAUCAGCUGGCUAGAAACUUAGCUUGCGAAUGGGCGAGUGAUAACAUAAGGACUAACUCUGUUUGUCCUUGGUAUAUCACAACUCCUUUAACUAAAAACCAUCUCAAUGACAAAGAGGUUAUAAAAGAAUGUGAGCGUAGGACAGCCCUAGGACGUACCGGAGAGGCAAAUGAAGUCUCACCACUUGUGGCAUUUCUUUGUCUUCCUUCAGCUUCUUAUAUCACUGGCCAGACCAUUUGCGUUGAUGGAGGUGCCACUGUCAACGGUUUCUCCUUCAAGCCUCUGCCUUAAACACACACAUAUUUGCAUGUGUUCGCAUCAUAUUUUCCAAUAAUAAAACCUACGGGUUAUAUAAAAUAUCCCAAUUUGUAAUAUGUAAUAACUAAUAAAUGUAAUUUUUUUUUUUUUAAUA
This is a messenger RNA of Capsella rubella, 1082 nucleotides long. RefSeq names its product senescence-associated protein 13. Bases 260 to 961 code for a protein of 233 amino acids. The transcript is spliced from 5 exons. Gene Ontology annotation, molecular function: oxidoreductase activity. Lineage: Eukaryota; Viridiplantae; Streptophyta; Magnoliopsida; Brassicales; Brassicaceae. The record is from RefSeq and is a predicted model, not a curated record.